GCCAUUUCAAAGAGAAACAGAAUUUCAGACGAGAGAGAGGGAGAGAGAGAGAGAUGGAAAAUCUCGCAUCUGAAUCCGUUCUUCCUGUCCGAUUUUUCUUCACCGCUUAUCAGAUCUCGAACGUUGUCUAAGAAGCGUCCGAUCUCCCUAACAAUCAACAGCGGCCGUACGAUCCUACGAGAGUCGAGAUGAACGUGGUGAAGUCGCAGGUCUGGCAGCCCUGCAACAAGAAGAGAUCUUGAGCGCGGUUUAUUUGUCUAGGAAGCGUCCGAUCUCCCUAACAAUCAACAGCGGCCGUACGUUCCUACGAGAGUCAAGAUGAACGUGGUGAAGUCGCAGGUCUGGCAGCCCUGUAACAAGAAGAGAUCUUGAGCGCGGUUUAUUUGUCUAGGAAGCGUCCAAUCUCCCUAACAAUCAACAGCGGCCGUACGAUCCUACGAGAGGCAGGAUGAACGUGGUGAAGUCGCAGGUCUGGCAGCCCUGUAAGAAGAAGAGAUCUUGAGGGCGGUUUACAAGAAGAUAUCUUGAGGGCGGUUUAUUAAAGCUAGGGUUAGGGUUUCAUUGGCAGAAGAAGGAGAGGAUGAGCGGUGGUGGGAGAUUGAAGGUUGGGCGGUAUGAAUUGGGGAGGACACUCGGAGAGGGUACAUUCGCGAAGGUGAAAUUCGCUCGGAAUGUUGAGUUAGGGGAGAAUGUCGCAAUCAAGAUCAUCGACAAGGACAAGAUCCUCAGGCACGAGAUGAUUGGUCAGAUUAAACGUGAAAUUUCAACCAUGAAGUUGAUCAAACACCCGAAUGUUAUACAAAUGUACGAGGUGAUGGCGAGCAAGACAAAGAUAUACAUCGUUUUGGAAUUUGUGACGGGAGGUGAACUGUUUGACAGAAUUGCUAGGCAUGGAAAGAUGAAGGAAGAUGAGGCAAGAAAGUACUUUCAGCAGCUUAUCGAUGCUGUGGAUUACUGCCACAGCAGAGGUGUUUUCCAUAGGGACCUGAAGCCAGAGAAUCUACUGCUUGAUUCCAGUGGCGUUCUUAAAGUCUCUGAUUUUGGAUUAAGUGCACUGCCUCAGCAAGUUCGGGAAGAUGGGUUGCUACAUACGACAUGUGGAACUCCAAACUAUGUUGCUCCAGAGGUGAUUAACAACAAAGGUUAUGAUGGUGCUAAGGCAGAUCUCUGGUCAUGUGGUGUAAUCCUUUUUGUUCUUAUGGCAGGUUACCUGCCCUUUGAAGAAUCCAACCUUAUGACCUUAUAUAAAAAGAUCACCAAGGCAGAUUUCACUUUGCCAUCAUGGUUCUCUUCCAGUGCAAAGAAACUGAUCAAAAGAAUUCUGGACCCCAAUCCCUCAACUCGCAUUACAAUUCCUGAGGUCAUUGAAAAUGAAUGGUUUAGGAAGGGAUAUAAGCCAGCCAGUUUCGAAAGUUCAGAUGACACUAAUCUUGAUGACGUGCAUGCCAUUUUUGACGAAUCUGGGGAACCUGAAAAUCUCGUCGUUGAGACAAGAGAAGAAAGGCCAAUGAUCAUGAAUGCCUUUCAACUUAUUUCCACAUCUCAGGGUCUCAAUCUCAGCACUCUAUUUGAAAAAGAGAUGGGUAUUGUUAAAAGGGAAACAAGAUUUACAUCCAAAUGUCCUGCUAAUGAGAUCAUUGCAAAGAUUGAGGAAGCUGCCAUGCCUCUGGGGUUUAAUGUGAAGAAAGAUAAAUACAAGAUGAAGCUGCACGGGUCGAAAAGUGGAAGGAAGGGUCAUUUAUCCAUAGCAACCGAGGUCUUCGAGGUAGCCCCUUCCCUCUGCAUGGUAGAGCUUCGCAAAUCCGGAGGCGAUACACUGGAAUUUCACAAGUUCUACAAGAACAUAUCAACUGGCUUGAAAGACAUUGUCUGGAAAUCGGGAGGGGAGGCAGAGGGAACCUCUGGCAGCUAGCAUUUCAGUUGCUGCUGCAUAUAUUCAUAUUUCAAAUGUGCAUGUUAUCUUAUAUACAUACAAGGUGUUGUGCAAUCUUCAUGUUUCACUUCAUUGAGUUCUAGCUGGAGUCCGUUGUGUUUGGACUUGGGUUUUUGGAGUCUGUUGUGUUUGGACUUGGGUCUUGUGACUGUUCUGCAUGCAAAACGUUUAGAUUGAACGUAAUAUUUGUUUUCUUGUUUGUUUUUGAAUUUCA
Magnolia sinica is the source of this 2147-nucleotide messenger RNA. RefSeq names its product CBL-interacting serine/threonine-protein kinase 23-like. Gene Ontology annotation, biological process: signal transduction; protein phosphorylation. Bases 581 to 1912 code for a protein of 443 amino acids. The transcript has 15 exons. The record is from RefSeq and is a predicted model, not a curated record. Lineage: Eukaryota; Viridiplantae; Streptophyta; Magnoliopsida; Magnoliales; Magnoliaceae. Gene Ontology annotation, molecular function: ATP binding; protein kinase activity.